This is a messenger RNA of Penaeus vannamei (Pacific white shrimp), 3152 nucleotides long. The record is from RefSeq and is a predicted model, not a curated record. NCBI's taxonomy places the organism in Eukaryota, Metazoa, Arthropoda, Malacostraca, Decapoda, Penaeidae.
AUGAGAACUAAACCGGACUCGAAGCUGGCCUUUCACCGCUUCACCCACGUGUUUCACUGCAUUCUUUCCUUCGACAAAGAUCCUUCAAUGUUCUCUAUAAUUCUCUUGGUUCCUAUUCUAGUUCCUUAUUACGAAUCACAGGAAGAGGGCGUGGUAUCCUUCCCAGACACGACCUUCCAUGGGCUCUUUGAUGGCGACCAGGUUAUUUUCACCGGGGUUCGGGGCAUGACGGAGCUAAACCACUGCCCCCCACGCGAAGUGAAGAUGUUGUCUCCGACCCAGAUCACCAUCGGCGACACGAGCAGGAUGUCUGAUUACGAAGGCGGAGGAAUCCUGAAGCAGAUCAGAGUGAGCGAGUUCAAAUCCUUCAUGUCUCUGAAGGACUCGAUCCGGAAUCCUUCUUUCGUCACCACGGACGACCGCAAGACGCACCUCCUUCCGUUGGUCCACGUGGCGUUCUUGGCCCUGCAUGAGUACGUGAAGGCCACGGGGUCGCUGCCUCGUCCCUGGAAUGAGGACGACGCCCAGAAGUUCCUCGAAGUCUUCGCCGCCGUCAGGAGCACCUGUCCCGUCGCCGUCGAGGAGGUGGACGAAGACCUCCUGCGGAAGUUCGCCUGCACGGCCGCCGGGGAGCUCGUGCCGGUCAACGCCGUCGUCGGGAGCAUCGCAGCCCAGGAGGUCCUGAAGGCGUGCUCGGGCAAGUUCACUCCCGUGUCACAGUGGCUUUAUUACGACGCCCUGGAGAGCCUGCCGGAAGACACGUCGUCGCUGACGCCCGCUCACUGCGCUCCCGAAGGCGGCCGCUACGAUGCGCAGAUCGCCGUGUUCGGGCGGGACUUCCAGCGGAAACUGGAGAACCUGAAGUACUUCAUCGUCGGCGCAGGUGCGAUCGGCUGCGAACUCCUGAAGAACUUCGCCAUGCUGGGCAUCGGCGCCGGCGAGCGGGGGAGCCUCACCGUGACGGACAUGGACCACAUCGAGAAGAGCAACCUCAGCAGGCAGUUCCUCUUCCGCUCCUGGGACGUGAAGAAGGCCAAGUCGCGCGUCGCCGCCGCCGCCGUCGGGCGCAUGAACCCCGAGGUGCACAUCGAGUCGCACGAGCUUCGCGUUGGCUCGGAAACGGAGCACAUCUAUAACUCGGAAUUCUACAGCCAACUGGACGGAGUGGCCAACGCCCUUGACAACGUGGAGGCCAGAAGGUACAUGGACGGGCGGUGCUGGCACUACCGGAAGCCUCUCCUGGAGUCGGGGACGCUGGGCACGAACGGCAGCGUCCAGGUCGUGGUUCCAAACAUCACGCAACGCUACAUAGUGCACGGCGGGUCGCACAAGAACGCCAUCGCCAUGUGCACUCUCAAGAACUUCCCCGUCAACAUCAACCACACCCUGCAGUGGGCGAGAGACAUGUUCGAGGGCGCGUUCCGGCAGCCGUCUGAGGCGAUCCAGCAGUACCUGGAGGAUCCGAGCAAGGUUCAGCAGAUGCUGAAAGCGCCGACGCCUCAAGACAUCGAGCACCUGAACUCCCUGAAGGAGGCGAUCUCCCGCAUCCCUCGCUCCUUCGCGGACUGUGUGAAGUGGGCGAGGCUGCAGUGGGAGGAGCAGUUCCACUUCCAGAUCGCCGAGCUCCUCGACCAGUUUCCUCCCGACCACAGAACCGAGAGCGGCGCGCCCUUCUGGACGGGCAACAAGCGCUGCCCUCACCCCCUCAAAUUUGACGUGGCCCAAGAGGAGCACCUCACCUUCGUCCUCGCCGGCGCCAACCUCCUGGCAGAGUCCUUCGGCAUCCCUCAGGAGCGGGAUCCCGAGGCCAUCGCUAACACGCUGAAGGAAGUUGACGUCCCGAAAUUCGUGCCCCGAAAGGAGCCGAAGACAGCUGAAGGACUCCUCAGCUUAUACAUGGGCACGCUCAAGAUCUCAGACCUUCAGAAAGCCAUCUCGCCUCCGGAGGACCUCAAGGGACUAGUUCUCAAUCCUCUGUCCUUUGAGAAGGACGAUGACACAAACCUCCACAUGGACUUCGUGACGUCCGCCUCCAACCUGAGAGCAGAUAACUACGACAUCGAAAAGGCAGACAAAUACACCAGCAAGAGAAUCGCCGGCAGGAUCAUCCCAGCCAUUGUGACGUCGACUGCCUUGGUGGCCGGGCUGGUGACGGUGGAACUCCUCAAGGUCGUACAAGGCCACGAGAGGUUAGACUUGUACAAGAGCAGCGAGUUCAGUCUGGCUCUUCCCCGAUUCUGCUCAAUGGAGCCAGAACCUGCGCCUGUCAAAGUGUACAACGGCGUCGAGUGGAGGCCCUGGGACAUGUUUGAGGUGGAGGGUGACAUGACAUUAGAGGAAUUCUUCAAGCUCUUCAAGGAAAAACAUGAGCUCAGCAUCAACAUGGUGGCCGAGGGAGAUCAGGCGGUUUUCAGCUUCUUCUUGAACGCGAAGGAAAAGGAGAGGAGGAAGAAGAUGACCAUCUCUGCCAUCCUGAAGGAACUCGUGGGCGAAGAAGCAGCUCCUCAGCCGGGAUCCUUCUUGAUGCUGGACCUGAACGUGAAGGAUCGGGAAGGCAAACGCGUGGAGGUUCCUUUCGUCCGUUAUUCCAUUCCCCCGCCGACCGCCUGUACGAAUUAGCCAAUCACGUGGCUGCAGGCAUGGAGUUGACCAAUAGGAGAGUGGCUCGGGUGUUUGAGCCAAUCAGACAGUCGGAAAUUGAACAAAUGUGGACCAAUGGAAAAGGAGUUCUGUGGGAAUAACCGUUAAUGGAUCAGUUAUUUAUACUGACAGAAAAUAACCCAAACUAGCUAGUUGGUAGGUAAUUAACGUGAAAGUUUAACUGUGCUUGUGGGAGCAUUUAGUUAAAACUACAAACUAUAGACUCAGUCAGCAAGUCGAUAGCAGGAGAAAUAACCUAUCGAGUGACAGAUAAAUAAAAGAGAAAGAAUGAGAGACGGGAAAAAAACAAUAGAUGGAAUAGAAUAAAGAGAAAGACAGGAUAGGACGAAUUCCAGGUUGUGGAUAAAAUGGCGAAAUUUGAUAUAAAAAACGUCCUUCACGAUAAUCAAUUUCAGAAGGCAAGUUAACAGUCCAAACUAAGCCAGCCUAAUCUCAGUGGCUGGUUUUGCAAUUCCAAGAGAAUCAUCAAUACAAAUAUGGAUUUUUUUUGU